AAGUACAUUCAACAUUCACACAUUACAAAGAAAUAUUACAAAAAUGCUAAAAACUCCAAAUGAAUUAUCAAAUGGAAAAUGCUAUGGACCCCAAGAUUAUUUGGAAUCCCUAUCAUAACUCUUUAUGAAUAUGAAAGGUCUCACAUUUUGUAUCUAUAAAUACUAAGAAAAUAGACCAGAUAAUAUCAUCAACAAACAUAUCAUUUCUCUACACAAAAUGGCAAUGUGGAUCUCUCAAAGAUUGUUCUGUCUUUUUUUCCUUCAUGCCAUCCUUAUAGUAUCAACCCAAUCCUCUGCUUCAACUUCACAGAAAAACAUUAAUUUGAUUCGCCAAACGUGCAGGCACACCAAUAACUUCAAACUCUGUGUCGCAUCUCUGGAAUCAGAUCCUCGGAGUUUGAAAGCAGAUGUCAAAGGGCUUGCUCGCAUCAGUCUUCAACAAGUCCUGGUUAAAGCUAAUCAAACAUUACAGAUUGUGGGAAAACUGUUUAAUCAAACCCAUGAUCGUAUAGAGUACGAAUUCUUAGGAACUUGUAUUGAAGGAUACAACAAAGCUGUGUCAAUUGAACUACCAGGAGCAAUCAUUGCAUUGGAUUCCAAUGACAAUGGAGGAUCAAAACAAGAUGCAGCUAAUGUUAGGGACGAUGCCAACCUGUGUGAACAGCAGUGGGCGAGCGGAUCACCGGUCACCAAUCAGAACCAUGCUGUCCGUGACCUCUCUAUGGUGGCCUUUGGCAUUAUUUCUAUACUGGGUUGAUUAUUUGUCUACGCUUUUCUCUAUAUGUUCAUGGUCAAGUUUUAGUGCUUCGUUGUCUUCUUUAGCAAAUUAGCUGAUUGCUUUUGCAAUUUUACAUUAAAAUUUUUGAAUGGUUUAAUA
Molecule: messenger RNA, 877 nt
Organism: Camellia sinensis
Lineage: Eukaryota; Viridiplantae; Streptophyta; Magnoliopsida; Ericales; Theaceae
Source: RefSeq, a predicted model, not a curated record